Molecule: messenger RNA, 1335 nt
Organism: Camellia sinensis
Lineage: Eukaryota; Viridiplantae; Streptophyta; Magnoliopsida; Ericales; Theaceae
Source: RefSeq, a predicted model, not a curated record
CCCCACUGCAUCCAAGAAGUCAAAUCCACAUGGAAGCUUCUAUGGAAUUUGUUUUUUCAAAUCUAUGAUUUGACUAAUCUUGCUUUAUCAGGUCUAGUCUUCCAAACCCUCAAAUAAGCAGUGCUAGUGAUUCUGAUCAAUUUCAAUCAAACCAAACCAUUGUGCAUCAAAGUCCAAUUCUCACAAUGGUCAAUCCAUUCAUUUGUGGCAGUGGCAACUUCCAUAAUCAUCAAGAAGAUGAAGAUGAUGAGCCUUGUAGUCCGUGUUCAACACCAAGAAAAUCAAGAAAGAGCAGGUUAUGCAAAUGUAACAGAAGCAGAGAUGACAAAAAUCCGUAUGCCAAUCGCGGGCUCGACAAGUUUUCUGCUCUUGUGGCUGAGCUUGAAGACAAGAGGCAGAGGCUCUUCACCCAAAUGGGCUCAGAGGACAUCUCUUUCGUUCGCUUUGAGUACUCAAACUCCAAUGAUUGCAAGCCGAUUGUGGUGAAGCACAGAGGCAAAAAGCAAGAGAAAAUCAAUAGAAUAGUUGUUGUUGACAGCAAAAAGGAUGAGUCUAUGACACAUAAUUCAAAGGCCUCCUCAAUCUCCCCGAAUGAAGUCCAACAACCGCGAAACGAAUCAUUGGGUGAUGAUCGAAAGACUGAGAAGAAGAAGAUGAAGAAGAGAGAUUCAGAGAACAUGAAGGUCUUGGAUUUGUGGAGGCCUUAUGAUUACUUGAUGGCGAUUGUGAUCUUGAUUUUGUUGUUGUUGGCAGUGUUUGGGAAAUCAUUUGCUAUAUUGUGCACGUCUCUUGGAUUGUACUUUGUUCCUAACAUCAAGGGAGAGGGUUCAUCAAAUGCCAAAAGGCCAAUGAAGAGGAAAGAGUAUGCAAGAAGGGUAAGUGACAAGAAAAUGAUCAGUUAUUCAUUAUCUUUUCCUAGAAGUGUUUAAGUGAUGGAUUGUCAUCUCCUAAAUUUGUUAAUAUCACCAGCCAGAGCAUGAUUUUAAAUGGCAGGGGUAUCACUGAAUAUCGAUAUCCAAAAUUCAAAAUUAUGAUAUGUGUCAGUUGAUAUUUAAAACCUUAAACUGGAGCCAUGAACAUGUCAGCCUCGACAACAACCGCGGUCAUUGAAGAAAGAGAAUAGUUCUUUUUUUCUUCUUUUUUUUUGGGUGAUUGCUUCUGUUCAUCAAUAUGUAAAUAACAUGGGGCUGAAUUAGGAUAGAAAAGCAGUUCAUCUCAAAUUUCAGCUUUCAAUUGUAUUGGUGUUUUUGUAAUGGCAGUUGAAUUACUUUGAUCUUCCAGUGAUUAACAAUAGGAAACCAGGUCAACGAUAAAAUGGCCAAAGCCUGUCCCAAA